GAGGAAUUAAACUGCCGAGAUAUUACUUUUGCUUGAAUCUCUUUGAUGCCACCCCCAGCAGCUGGUUCUACAUCGAUGUUUGCUCCUUACUUUCGAUUUGAGAGAUAGUUUGUUACACAGAUCGAGAGGAAGUUGCAGAAAAGCUUUUGUUCAUGGGAUAUUACUUUUGCUAGAUCUUGUGUUCCCAUGAUUUCUUUUCUAAACGAAAGCACUUGAAUCCGUCAAAUCAUGGGAUCGCCCUUUUUCCAUCAAUCAAAUCAUGGAUCACCAAGAAGAAGCUAGCUGGAGAUCGAGCGAGAUGGGUCGGGGAAGGAUUGAGAUCAAGAGGAUCGAGAACACGACUAGCCGGCAGGUGACCUUCUGCAAGCGCCGGAACGGACUCCUCAAGAAGGCCUACGAGCUCUCCGUCCUCUGCGACGCCGAGGUGGCGCUCAUCGUCUUCUCCAGCCGCGGCCGCCUCUACGAGUACUCCAACAACAGUGUUAAGGCCACAAUUGACCGGUACAAGAAGGCCCAUGCUUCUGGCUCAACUUCUGGGGCACCUCUCAUUGAGGUCAAUGCUCAGCUAUACUACCAGCAAGAAGCUGCAAAGCUGCGCCACCAGAUCCAGAUGCUGCAAAACACCAACAAGCACCUGGUUGGCGAUUCUGUGGGCAACCUGUCACUGAAAGAAUUGAAGCAGCUUGAGAGCCGGCUGGAGAAAGGCAUUGCAAAGAUCAGGGCCAGGAAGAAUGAGCUGCUGUCUGGGGAGAUCAAUUACAUGGUCAAAAGGGAGAUAGAGCUUCAAAAUGACAAUGUGGACCUCAGAACCAAGAUCGCGGAGGGGGAGCAGCAGCUGCAGCAGGUGACCAUCGCCAGGCCCCCGUCCGUGGCGCCAGAGCUGAAUCCGUUCGCCGCGCUGGACAUGAAGUGCUUCUUUCCCGCCAACCUGUUCGAGGCGGCGGUGCAUGCGCAGGCUCAGGCGCACGCUCAAGCUCAAGCUCAGGCUCAGGCGUCGCUGCAGCUCAACCUCGGUUACCAGCUCGCACCACCGGGAGUCGGCGACACAGCUCACCACUUCUGAUGAUCUACCUGUACAAGCUCUACCUUGAGGACACAACGCAAUAAGUUACCAGUACUGAGAUAUUCGUGUCAGUCCAUCUGGUUACAGUAUAUGUGUCCUUCGUUUUGUCGUUUGGACCUCUUAAUUUGCUGCUGAUGUGAAACAAAAACAAAAUUACCAGGAGUACUGCUAUAUAUAUUCUAGCGAUUGAGUUAAUGGAUGUCAAAGUUGUUUACUAAA
Lolium perenne is the source of this 1282-nucleotide messenger RNA. Its product is annotated as MADS-box transcription factor 13. Gene Ontology annotation, biological process: positive regulation of transcription by RNA polymerase II. The record is from RefSeq and is a predicted model, not a curated record. Gene Ontology annotation, cellular component: nucleus. Gene Ontology annotation, molecular function: RNA polymerase II transcription regulatory region sequence-specific DNA binding; DNA-binding transcription factor activity; protein dimerization activity. Lineage: Eukaryota; Viridiplantae; Streptophyta; Magnoliopsida; Poales; Poaceae.